Molecule: messenger RNA, 1903 nt
Organism: Lepus europaeus (European hare)
Lineage: Eukaryota; Metazoa; Chordata; Mammalia; Lagomorpha; Leporidae
Gene: ACSM3
Product: acyl-CoA synthetase medium chain family member 3
Exons: 14
Coding region: 161-1903 (580 amino acids)
Biological process (GO): acyl-CoA metabolic process; fatty acid biosynthetic process
Cellular component (GO): mitochondrial matrix
Molecular function (GO): fatty acid ligase activity; fatty-acyl-CoA synthase activity
Source: RefSeq, a predicted model, not a curated record
UGACUAAGCAGCAGUGAGAAUCCAAGCUUCAGAGCUGUUCUAGGAAACAGGUCUGCCAUCACCUGCAGCUGUGCUGGAAUCUGUAACUUGAAUGGGUUCAUCUCUGUGGAAAUCCUGAGUGCAAAAAUAUCUGACAAGAUUGACACCAGCUCUUGUCACCAUGAAGAUACCUCUUCACAUCAAGUAUUUUCAGCGCCUAGCAAUUCCUGGUUCUGUGAGAGCAUUGCAUAAAGAUUACAGAACAGCAACUCCUCAGAAUUUCUCCAGCUAUGAAUCCAUGAAACAGGAUUUCAAACUGGAGAUUCCAGAAUAUUUCAAUUUUGCCAGUGAUGUCCUUGAUCAAUGGACUAACAUAGAAAAGGCUGGGAAAAAACCUUCCAAUCCAGCAUUCUGGUGGAUAAAUGGAAGUGGAGAAGAGGUGAGGUGGAGUUUUGAGGAACUUGGAUCUUUGUCCAGGAAAUUUGCCAAUAUACUUACAGAAGCCUGUGCCUUGCAAAGGGGAGAUCGAGUAAUUGUGAUUUUACCCAGGAUCCCAGAGUGGUGGCUUGCAAAUGUGGCCUGUCUGCGGACAGGGACAGUUUUAAUUCCAGGAACCACUCAGCUGACCCAGAAAGACAUCCUCUACAGAUUACAAUCUUCCAAAGCAAAAUGCAUUAUUACCAAUGACAUUUUAGCCCCAGCAGUAGAUGCUGUUGCUCCUAAGUGUGAAGAUCUGCACUCCAAGCUAAUUGUGUCUCAGAACUCCAGAGAGGGGUGGGGGAACCUCGAGGAGAUGAUGAAACAUGCCAGUGACAACCACACCUGUGUGAAGACAAAACAUAAUGAGAUGAUGGCCAUUUACUUCACCAGUGGAACAACUGGACCUCCUAAAAUGAUUGGACACACCCAUAGCAGUUUUGGUUUAGGAUUAUCCGUAAAUGGAAGGUUCUGGCUGGAUUUGACACCAUCAGAUGUGAUGUGGAAUACCUCGGACACAGGCUGGGCAAAGUCUGCAUGGAGUAGUGUUUUUUCUCCAUGGAUUCAGGGAGCAUGCGUCUUUGCACACUAUUUGCCCCGUUUUGAGCCAAUUUCCAUCUUGCAAACACUCUCCAAGUUUCCUAUCACAGUCUUCUGUUCAGCACCAACUGCAUAUCGAAUGCUUAUACAGAAUGACAUGACGAGUUACAAGUUCAGAAGUUUAAAGCACUGUGUGAGUGCCGGGGAACCAAUCAACCCUGAAGUGACUGAACAAUGGAGAAAGCAGACCGGCCUGGAUAUCUAUGAAGGAUAUGGACAGACGGAAACGGUGCUAAUCUGUGGAAAUUUUAAGGGAAUGAAAAUCAAGCCUGGCUCAAUGGGAAAGCCUUCUCCUGCUUUUGAUGUUAAGAUUUUAGAUGUAAAUGGUAAUGUUCUACCUCCUGGACAAGAAGGAGACAUUGGCAUUCAAGUUCUACCUAAUCGACCAUUUGGUCUUUUCACUCAUUAUGUAGAUAAUCCUUCAAAAACAUCUGCAACUCUCCGAGGCAAUUUCUAUAUCACUGGAGACAGGGGGUAUAUGGAUGAAGAUGGGUAUUUCUGGUUUGUCGCAAGAUCAGAUGAUGUCAUAUUAUCCUCUGGUUACCGAAUUGGACCAUUUGAAGUAGAGAGUGCCCUAGCUGAGCACCCUUCAGUGUCAGAGUCAGCUGUUGUCAGCAGCCCAGAUCCCAUCAGAGGAGAGGUGGUAAAGGCUUUUAUUGUUCUGAACCCUGAAUACGAGUCACAGGAUCAAGAACAAUUGAAAAAGGAGAUUCAGGAGCAUGUGAAAAAAACUACAGCACCCUACAAAUACCCCAGAAAGGUAGAAUUUAUUCAAGAGCUGCCAAAGACUAUCAGUGGGAAGAUAAAAAGAAAUGAACUGAGGAAGAAGGAAUGGAAAACAAUAUAA